CCAGCCCUCCUCCCUCAGACCCCGAGGUCAAGACCCCAGCCCUCCUCCUUUGACGACACCUCAUUUGUCCUCAGCUUUAUCAUCAACUUCAAGGUGGGGUCGUCAGGGGACAUAGCUCUCCACAUCAACCCUCGCAUGGGUGAGGGCGUGGUUCGCAACAGCUUUAUGAACGGCUCCUGGGGCUCCGAGGAGAGGAAGAUCGGCUACAACCCGUUUGGCCCCGGGCAGUUCUUUGAUCUGUCAAUCCGCUGCGGCACGGAUCGGUUCAAAGUGUUCGCCAACGGCCAGCACCUUUUUGACUACUCGCAUCGGUUCCAAGCGUUCCAGAGGAUAGACAUGCUGGAGAUCAAAGGUGACAUCACCUUGUCCUAUGUCCAGAUCUGAGCUCCUCCUGGGGAAGACGAGAGACCCCCUAGUUCUGUCUAAGCCCUAAUAAAAUG
Molecule: messenger RNA, 440 nt
Organism: Peromyscus eremicus (cactus mouse)
Lineage: Eukaryota; Metazoa; Chordata; Mammalia; Rodentia; Cricetidae
Gene: Lgals4
Product: galectin 4
Exons: 2
Molecular function (GO): carbohydrate binding
Source: RefSeq, a predicted model, not a curated record